AUGGCGAGUAUCGAUCGCUACAGGCCGCCCAGGGAAGGGUAUCAACCCCCGACCCUACCUGCAAACCCUCGACCUGAGCGCGAUUCGAGAUCACGAUCUCCCCGGCGUCGCGAUACCGUUCCUCCAGCAGUUCCAACUCCUCCGCAGCACUCGACACGAACAUCUCCCCCCCGACUACAAGCCCGACAAACCCAAGAAUCACCAGCCCGAUCCGGUGCGCAAACUCCAGUAGCUGUUCUUAACCAAUGGAACUUUUCGUCGGACGAAGUGCGAAGUACACCUAGCAUAGUCGAGGGUCUUUCGCCGGCGGAAGAGAGGAUGCGCAGGGCCAAGGGCGUCAACUUCAUCUACCAGGCGGGCGUCAUGUUGGAUCUCCCUCAGAUUACGCUAUGGGUAGCUGGAGUAUUCUUUCAUCGGUUCUUCAUGCGCUGCCACAUGGUCCAAGAUAAGGGUGGAAUUCAUCAUUACAACAUCGCAGCAACGGCCCUCUUUCUAGCCAACAAGACCGAAGAGAACUGCCGCAAGACAAAGGACAUCAUUAUCGCCGUAGCCAAAGUUGCACAAAAGAACGCCAAGCUCGUUAUUGAUGAGCAGAGCAAAGAGUACUGGCGAUGGCGAGACAGUAUUCUCACAUACGAAGAGGUCAUGCUAGAGCAACUCACUUUCGAUCUGAUGGUGGACAACCCCUAUCACCACUUAUUUAAGUUGCUCGAUCAGCUUGGAAUUGUGCAUAACAAGAAUCUGCGGCAAGCGGCCUGGGCUUUCUGCAAUGAUGCUUGCCUUACAUCGAUCCCUCUGUUGAUAGGACCUCGAGAUGUUGCCAUCAGCGCCAUCUUCUUCGCGAGCAUAUAUGCGAACCAACAAAUUGAAGACAUCAAUGGCGAGCCCUGGUGGAAGCUCCUCAAGGGUGACGAGGUCCUUUGUUCUCAUGCUAUCGAGGUGAUGCGCCAGUUUUACACGGAGAAUCCGCUUAGAAAGCAGAACCCGUCGCUGCCAUCACCAGCAUUCCAUCUCCAGAACACCAGAAAACGCGGUGAUACUCUGUUGAGCCAACCAGACACGUUGUCGUCAACGACCGGUACCCCCUUGGAAGUUGACCGGGCGAGUCGCAGCCCUGGUGCAAACUCUAGAGUCAACGGCGCGGCUCAGGAUGGUGAAGGACGAUACCCAGAGAGAGAUGAGGGUUCUCCGUCUCGGCAUGACGAGAACGGAAGACCUCCGAGGUCACCACUCAAGCGGAGAGAGCCUGACGAUGGCGAGGAACAGAGCGACAGAGCGGAGAAACGAGCUAAACUCUCGGAAGAUGAGGAGGGAGAACUAGUUGAAGAUUGA
Messenger RNA from Fusarium mangiferae, 1332 nucleotides. RefSeq lists its product as uncharacterized. The record is from RefSeq and is a predicted model, not a curated record. Gene Ontology annotation, molecular function: cyclin-dependent protein serine/threonine kinase activator activity. The transcript has 2 exons. NCBI's taxonomy places the organism in Eukaryota, Fungi, Ascomycota, Sordariomycetes, Hypocreales, Nectriaceae. Gene Ontology annotation, biological process: regulation of transcription by RNA polymerase II; positive regulation of DNA-templated transcription, elongation. Gene Ontology annotation, cellular component: cyclin/CDK positive transcription elongation factor complex; nucleus. Bases 1 to 1332 code for a protein of 443 amino acids.